UUCCGGUGCCUGGUGGACGUGGUGCCGGUGAAGAAUGAGGAUGGAGUUGUCAUCAUGUUCAUCCUCAACUUCGAGGACCUGGCCCAGCUGAUGGCCAAGAGGGGCAGGCGGAGCCUGCACCGGCGGCUGUCGCAGAGCUGGCGUGGAGGUGAAGGUAGGAGUUUGAAGUUUAGUCUCCCGUCCCUGCGGCGACUCAAAACCCAGCGGAAAUCUCUGCCCACCAGUGAGUUUGAUGGAGUAGCCAUUGACUAUGGAAAGCCUGGUGGUGACUCCCUGAUUUUGAGGGACUUGAAGACAUCGUCCAAGGAGAACUGUGUGCAGUCAGAGAUCGAAUCCCUCCUGGAAAAGGAGCGGAGGCCGAGCCUGGAGGCCGAUCCCACCCUACAACACUCGUCCCCGAAACAAGAGCCUCCCUUGCUGGGCCCACGAGGGUCGUUCUCUGCCUGGGGUUUCUUUCGGUCCCGCCCCGGGGGCAGCUUCCACAGCCUCCGCAGGGUCUCCUCCUUGGACAACUUUGAGGCUGCGAGGUCUGAGUUCCAGAGAAAAUUCAGGGAAAGGAGGGCAAACUCAGAGGCUUCCCACGUCAAACUCAACCCUCCAAACUCCACCUCAGACUCAGACCUCAUGAAGUACAGGACCAUCAGCCAGAUCCCUCAGUUCACGCUCAACUUUGUGGAGUUCAACCUCGAGAAGCAUCGCCAGGGCUCCACCACCGAGAUCGAGAUCAUCGCACCCCACAAGGUGGUGGAGCGCACCCAGAACGUCACCGAGAAGGUCACGCAGGUGCUGUCCCUGGGUGCUGAUGUCCUUCCUGAGUACAAGCUGCAGGCACCACGCAUCCACCGAUGGACCAUCCUGCACUACAGUCCCUUCAAGGCCGUGUGGGACUGGCUCAUCCUUCUGCUGGUCAUCUACACAGCCGUCUUCACCCCUUACUCGGCCGCCUUCUUGCUCAACGAGGAGCAGGUGGAGGAGAAGCACUGGGACUGCAGCUACACCUGCGACCCGCUCAACAUCAUUGACCUCAUCGUGGAUAUCAUGUUCAUUGUGGACAUUGUCAUCAACUUCCGCACCACCUACGUCAACAUCAACGACGAGGUGGUGAGCCACCCUGGCAAGAUUGCCAUCCACUACUUCAAGGGAUGGUUCCUCAUUGACAUGGUCGCCGCCAUCCCCUUCGACCUGCUCAUCUUCCGCUCUGGCUCUGAUGAGACCACCACCCUGAUCGGCCUCCUGAAGACCGCCCGGCUGCUGCGCCUGGUCCGGGUGGCCCGGAAGCUGGAUCGUUAUUCCGAGUAUGGAGCAGCUGUGCUCUUCCUGCUCAUGUGCACCUUCGCCCUGAUCGCCCACUGGCUGGCCUGCAUCUGGUACGCCAUCGGCAACGUGGAGAGGCCCUACAUGGAGCACAAGAUUGGCUGGCUGGACAACCUGGGCGACCAGAUCGGCAAGCGCUACAACGACAGCGACCUCUCCUCCGGGCCAUCCAUCAAGGAUAAAUAUGUCACUGCCCUCUACUUCACCUUCAGCAGCCUCACCAGCGUGGGCUUCGGCAACGUCUCGCCCAACACCAACUCUGAGAAGAUCUUCUCCAUCUGUGUGAUGCUUAUUGGCUCUCUGAUGUACGCCAGCAUCUUCGGCAACGUCUCGGCCAUCAUCCAGCGCCUGUACUCGGGCACCGCGCGCUACCACACGCAGAUGCUGCGGGUGAAGGAGUUCAUCCGCUUCCACCAGAUCCCCAACCCCCUGCGCCAGCGCCUGGAGGAGUAUUUCCAGCACGCCUGGUCCUACACCAACGGCAUCGACAUGAACGCGGUGCUGAAGGGUUUCCCUGACUGCCUGCAGGCAGACAUCUGCCUCCACCUCAACCGCACGCUGCUCCAGAACUGCAAGGCCUUCCGAGGAGCCAGCAAAGGCUGCCUUCGUGCCCUGGCCAUGAAGUUCAAGACCACCCAUGCCCCUCCUGGAGACACCUUGGUGCACUAUGGAGAUGUCCUCACCACGCUCUACUUCAUCUCCCGGGGCUCCAUCGAGAUCCUCCGGGAAGACAUUGUGGUGGCCAUCUUAGGGAAGAACGACAUCUUUGGGGAGCCCAUCAGCCUCUACGCCCGCCCAGGGAAGUCCAAUGCCGACGUGAGGGCCCUGACCUACUGUGACUUGCACAAGAUCCAGAGGGAGGACCUGCUGGAAGUCUUGGAUAUGUAUCCAGCCUUCUCUGACAACUUCUGGAGCAACUUAGAGAUCACCUUCAACCUGCGAGAUGUGAGUGGCAGGGCUGUCAGAGGGAGGGAUGUGAUCAGUGCCUUAAAUUUGGCAAGUGGGAGAGCUGAAGGAAGGACACCAACAGGUGCUCCUCACUCACCAACCCAGACACGGGCAUCUCUGCUGCAGAGCAGUAUCACACCUACUCAGAGCUCACCAACCCGCAGGACCCGCUGA
This is a messenger RNA of Chaetura pelagica (chimney swift), 2436 nucleotides long. It is a transcript of the gene KCNH6, whose product is annotated as potassium voltage-gated channel, subfamily H (eag-related), member 6. The record is from RefSeq and is a predicted model, not a curated record. Gene Ontology annotation, cellular component: membrane. NCBI's taxonomy places the organism in Eukaryota, Metazoa, Chordata, Aves, Apodiformes, Apodidae. Bases 55 to 2436 code for a protein of 793 amino acids. Gene Ontology annotation, biological process: regulation of heart rate by cardiac conduction; potassium ion transmembrane transport; membrane repolarization during action potential. Gene Ontology annotation, molecular function: inward rectifier potassium channel activity. The transcript has 11 exons.